Notechis scutatus (mainland tiger snake) is the source of this 1568-nucleotide messenger RNA. It is a transcript of the gene NCF1, whose product is annotated as neutrophil cytosolic factor 1. Gene Ontology annotation, cellular component: cytoplasm; NADPH oxidase complex. Gene Ontology annotation, biological process: superoxide anion generation; respiratory burst. Gene Ontology annotation, molecular function: phosphatidylinositol binding; superoxide-generating NADPH oxidase activator activity; protein binding. Lineage: Eukaryota; Metazoa; Chordata; Lepidosauria; Squamata; Elapidae. The record is from RefSeq and is a predicted model, not a curated record.
CUGAAGUCAGAACAGCACAAGCGUUCAAGAGAAAAGUGCAAGGUGGACCAUUGCUACCACGAAUCUAAAGGAUAGUUCCCAGCAGCAGAGAUGGGUGAAUCGAUCAUCUACAUCCGGCAUAUCGAGUUGCUGGGAUUUGAGAAGAGAUUUUUCCCCAGCCAACACUAUGUUUAUAUGUUUCUCGUGAAAUGGCAAGAUCUGUCAGAAAAAGUUGUGUAUCGGAAGUUCACGGAGAUCUAUGAGUUCCAUAAAGUUUUGAAGGAAAUGUUUCCGAUUGAAUCUGGGGAAAUUAACACGGAGAAUAGAAUAAUCCCUCACUUGUCAUCUCCAAAGUGGUUUGACAGCCAACGCGCCACUGAAAACCGUCAAAAUACUCUGUCCGAGUACUUCUCUGCCUUGAUCAAUCUUCCACGCAAGAUCUCCCGUUGUGUGCACGUCUUAGACUUCUUUAAAGUCAGACCAGAAGAUUUGAACCCGUCUACGGCAAACCACCCCAAGAAACCAGAAACAUUCAUGAUGCCAUAUGAUUCAAAGAAGAUUGCAACAGACAUCACGGGCCCAAUCAUCCUACAGACCUACCGUGUGAUUGCUGACUAUGAGAAGAACUCCAGCACUGAGAUGGCCAUGAAGGUGGGGGACAUAGUAGACGUGGUGGAGAAGAGCGAGAGUGGAUGGUGGUUUUGUCAGCAAAAGAAUAAACGAGGUUGGGUACCAGCUGCUUAUCUAGAACCAAUGGAUAGUCCAGAUGAAGCUGAAGAACAGGAGCCCAACUAUGCAGGUGAGCUCCAUGUUGUCCGAAAAGGUUACACAGCUGCUCAGGAAGACGAGAUUUCCCUGAAGGAAGGAGAAACCAUAGAAGUUAUCCAUAAACUGCUUGAUGGUUGGUGGGUAGUCAGGAAGGAUGAGAUCACAGGCUACUAUCCUUCAAUGUAUCUGCAGAAAGUAGGAGAGGAAAACAUGACCGAGAACAACCCGCUGAGGAAUAAAGCAGCACCCCCUCGAAGGUCCAGCAUCAGCAACAUCAAGAGCAUCCACAAGCAAAGUCGCAAGCAGAUUAGCCAGGAGACGUAUAGGCGGAACAGCGUGAAAUACAUGCAAAGCAGAAAGAAGCUGAAGAACAAAUUCUUGGGCAAAACCAAUAUUAUCGAGGAAAAAAAUGAAAACGAUGAACCCAAACCUGCAAUUCCUCCGAGACCCAGUAAAGAUUUGCUUCUGAUUCGUUGUUCUGAGAGCACAAAGAAAAAAAUCCAGUGAGGAAGAAACGGAGGAAUUUAUCGCUCCAUCUUUGCUACCAUCACUAAAAAGAACUUGAAAGGAUCUAAAAAGGAUCACCUGACGACCUCUGUUUUUGGAAGAGUUAUUGCAAAUGAUGUCUAGUGAUCCCUUGCAGCUCUUGUGUUCAGAGAGUAUGAUCCUUUUUCUACUUCUUGACCAAUCUUACAGGGGAGAGAAGUGUUUAGAACAUAAGAAUAGCACAUGGUUAUUACAAUUCUACAAUAGUUAUAUAAUUAUAAUUGGGCAUAGAAUUUAGCACUAAUGACUUGCAAUUUUUUCUACAGAGUCUCUUA